AUGUCUGACGCCGCCGUUGUUGAAGCCACCGCAUCUCCAGUCGCCGCUGUUGAGAAAAAGGCACCUAAGAAAGCCGCUGCCAAGGCAAAGAAACCCUCUGCUGCCCCAAGCCAUCCACCAACCCAACAAAUGGUCGAUGCUGCCAUCAAAACAUUGAAAGAACGUGGUGGUUCCUCAUUGCCUGCCAUCAAGAAAUACUUGGCCAGCACAUACAAAGUUGAUGCUGUAAAAUUGGCCCCAUUCAUCAAGAAGUACUUGAAGAGCGCUGUUGCUAGUGGAAAAUUGAUCCAAACUAAAGGUAAGGGUGCCUCCGGUUCAUUCAAAUUGUCCCCAUCUGCCUCGAAGGAACCUAAAGCAAAGAGCGCUGAAAAGAAGAAGAAGGCCCCAGCCGGUGAUAAGAAAAAGAAGGCAGCAGCACCCAAAAAGGCAGCCGGUGAAAAGAAAGCCGCUGCAAAGAAGCCUUCCGCUGCUAAAAAGACCGCCGAGAAGAAGAAGACCGAAAAGGCCAAGGCUAAAACUGCCAAAAAGACAGGUACAGUUAAAGCUAAACCCGCAAAAACAGCCGCCAAAGCAUCAGCCACUAAACCAAAGGCACCCAAGGCAAAAACCACCGCUGCCAAGCCCAAAAAGGCUGCCGCAGCAAAGAAGCCAGCUGCCAAGAAGACCGCC
Stomoxys calcitrans (stable fly) is the source of this 669-nucleotide messenger RNA. Its product is annotated as histone H1-like. Gene Ontology annotation, cellular component: nucleosome; nucleus. The record is from RefSeq and is a predicted model, not a curated record. Gene Ontology annotation, molecular function: double-stranded DNA binding; nucleosomal DNA binding; structural constituent of chromatin. The annotation marks the transcript as partial. Lineage: Eukaryota; Metazoa; Arthropoda; Insecta; Diptera; Muscidae. Gene Ontology annotation, biological process: chromosome condensation; nucleosome assembly; negative regulation of DNA recombination. The transcript has a single exon.